Molecule: messenger RNA, 759 nt
Organism: Dicrocoelium dendriticum
Lineage: Eukaryota; Metazoa; Platyhelminthes; Trematoda; Plagiorchiida; Dicrocoeliidae
Source: the annotation of a GenBank genome assembly
AUGCACAUUCUACUAAGCCUUCUGGGUCUCUCAUGUGCCGAAUUGCAUGGGAAUAUGUCUCAAGCGCUUCGAUUGGAUGCACUACGGCGUUUCUCGGAAGCCGGUGAUGAAAGGGUGCGCUCCACCGGUGAUGAUCUCAUUCCACCUGGACAUGAUGCAUCGGAUUCCGGGUCGCCUAAUUUGACCAAAGUACCAUCUGUGGAUAUCCUUCUCGCCACAGAUUUGGCUGCUCGCGGUUUGGACAUCCCCAAUGUGCAAACAGUGCUGAACUACACACUGCCCCAGACAAUGAAGAAGUAUGUACAUCGUGUGGGCCGAACUGCACGUGCCGCUAAUUCUGGCCGCGCGGUCUCGCUCGUUGGCGAAGGAGAUCGCAAACUUUUGAAGCAGAUCAUGAAGGAGGCACCGUAUCCGGUACAGUCUCGAGUGGUGCCUUCAGAAGUCGUCGCACGUUUCCGUGCAAAAUUGGCCAAAUUGGAUCCGGUGGUCGAGGAAAUAUUAGUUCGCGAAUCGGAAGAAAGGGAGCUCCGGAGUGCGCAAGCUCAGCUACAGAAAGCAGAGGACCUGAUUAGCAAGGGACCCUCGUCAAAGCAAACGGCCGCAUCCACCCGUCAACGGGUCGAUUGGUUUGCCGAUCGCAAAAAGAAACAAAAGGUUGAACCACUGAGUAACAGAACAAUGAAAUCAGCAAAAAGAAAACUACGCCAGAGCAGUGAUUCCGAUUAAGUGGAGGAUGUCGCUUAUAAAUGGAACGGUUCC